Drosophila serrata is the source of this 1781-nucleotide messenger RNA. RefSeq names its product N-acetylgalactosamine kinase (gene Galk). Gene Ontology annotation, molecular function: ATP binding; galactokinase activity. Gene Ontology annotation, cellular component: cytoplasm; cytosol. Gene Ontology annotation, biological process: galactose metabolic process; carbohydrate phosphorylation. The record is from RefSeq and is a predicted model, not a curated record. NCBI's taxonomy places the organism in Eukaryota, Metazoa, Arthropoda, Insecta, Diptera, Drosophilidae.
UCUCGCUCUCGCACGCCCUUCGCCUUCGUUUGCCGGCAGAUUGCACUUUUGCACUUGGUUUUUUUCCUAUUAAGACGCCAAUAAGUCGUCAAUCUGGGAUUUCAUUGCUUUACUAACCGCUUCCCCAACUGAUAACAUGUUAGUCCACCACUUUGUGUGCUAAUAGCUAGUUCGACAUUCUGAUAAGGUGAACAUGACUGCCAACGGGAAUGGAUCUACUCAGGCUGCGGAUGCCGGCAGCGUUGAAUUCGUGGCACCGGAGAAGCUUCAGCCGAACUCCAAGAUAUACGAACGUGUCCAGAACCUAGGCGCCUUCUUCAAGCGGCAGUUCGGAGCAGAUCCCGACUUCUACGUUCGUGUUCCCGGAAGAGUCAAUAUCAUUGGCGAGCAUGUGGACUACUGCGGUUAUUCGGUGCUGCCCAUGGCUGUGAGCCAGAGCAUUUUCCUGGCAGUGGCCAAAAAUCCUGCUGACAGCCAGCUGCAGCUACGGAAUCUGGAGGAGGCCAAGUUCCAGGGCUACGAUGCGGACUUAAAGACUCUCAAAAUUGAGCUACCAAAAAGUGGUGGUCCCGCAUGGUACAAUUACUUCCUGUGCGGCAUCAAGGGCAUCCAGGAGAAUCUGGGCAGUCAAUGGAGUCCCAUUGGAAUGCGUAUUGCUGUGGACGGCAACGUGCCAUUGGCUGCCGGUCUCUCCAGCUCCAGCGCUAUGGUCAGCUCCGCUGUUCUGGCCACGGCUCAUGUUCAGGGCAAAAAACUAGAUCGCCGGGAGCUGGCCUCCAUUUCGGCCAAGUGUGAGCAAUAUAUCGGCACGCAUAGCGGUGGUAUGGACCAGGCCAUCGCCUACUUGGGUCGCAUCGGCUGUGCCCAUCACAUCGAAUUCCAUCCCAAGCUCAAGGGCACUCCGGUGACUUUGCCAGCGGGCAAAUGCUUUGUGGUGGCUAACAGUCUGGCACAGAAGAACAAGGCUGCCUCGUCGGAUUACAAUGAACGAGUAGUGGAGUGCCGACUGGCCACGCGUUGGCUGGCCAAGCUCAAGGGUCUGGCCAACUGGCAGGACAUUGUGCGCUUCAUUGAUCUGGAAGAGGCUUGCCAAAUGGACAACGAAACCUUUGAGAAGUUGAUCAAGGACAACCUAACCAAAUGGAACUAUACGCGAGCGGAUAUCUGCAAGGAGCUAGGCAUCACUGAGCAGGAACUGGAGACCAAGUUUCUGUCCGCCAACACGCGGCACAUGGAACAGUUUAAGCUACGACAGCGGGCCCUGCACGUCAUUCAGGAAUCCGGUCGAGUUGCCAAAUUCCGGAAGAUUUGUGAGCAGUUGGCUGGGCGACCCUGCCCCGAAGAUGCCAAGAAGCUAGGAGAGCUUAUGCGACAAUCCCACGAGAGUCUACGUGAGCUGUACGAAUGCUCGCAUCCAGAUGUUGAGCGUCUAAUUGCCAUAUCCAAUGAGCUGCAUGUCAGUGCUCGUGUUACUGGAGCCGGUUGGGGCGGCUGUAUAGUGGCCAUGUGUGAUUCCGUUGAAGCUGCGGAUGAGUAUAUAAAGGCUCUAAAGCGGGACUACUAUGCCCAGCUGCCAUCUCAUCUGCUGGAGCGCCAUCAGCCGAAUGACUUCAAUGAAGUGGUCUUUGCCACUCUUCCAGGAAACGGAGCUGAGUUGUAUGUUCAGUGAGCGACCAAACUUUCCUGCAUUUAUAUACCAAAAGCAACUGUAGAACUUAGUCAGUCACUACUAUGAUUCCAUAAAAAUCUUAUAUACAUGUAAAGAAAAACAUUUAAUCGUA